Coregonus sp. 'balchen' is the source of this 6923-nucleotide messenger RNA. The record is from the annotation of a GenBank genome assembly. Lineage: Eukaryota; Metazoa; Chordata; Actinopteri; Salmoniformes; Salmonidae.
AUGCUGAGGACCACAAGGGGGUGUGUGGGGGUGGAGGAGAGAGAUGAGGAGCAGGAGGAUGAAGGUGAAGAGGACUUGCGGGAUGGAGGUGUGCCCUUCUUCGUGAACAGGGGAGGCCUACCGGUGGAUGAGGAGACUUGGGAGCAGAUGUGGAGGCAUGUGGCCCGGAUUCACCCUAAUGGCGAGGCCAUAGGGAAACGCAUCCGGGGAGCCAGUGAUCUGCCUAAGGUAGGAUGAAGGUGAAGUCCUUACCGAGCUAGACACCCUGCCUGGCUGUUGUCUUCAGUUUGAGAACUAUACAGGCUGCAUUCAUACACAGUCUUUGUCAAUAGCUCCCCCCCCCCCAGUAGUAUAGGCCUAGAGCGUUCCUGUAAUUUCCACACCAGUCACAUUUAUUUAAAGUAAACCAUCAUUCAAGAUUGAGAUAAACAUGCAGUAAACCGUUCAGGAGGAUAGAUUUUUCAAUAGCGUUGUGGGCCUAGUAUAUUAUGCUACAUGAACUUGAUCAGACUCACACUUACUGGAGAUCGAGUGAAGAUAGCUGACUAUGCAGAAAGAUGGUAGUUACAACCCUUCCAGAUGCACACCAAUCAUUGAAACACUACAUAUUCUGGGGGAGCACUUCUCACCUUUCUGUCAUGCAACAUACAGGCAUACAGAAUCCAGUUGAGCUGCCCAUGCCAUUUCCUCACCUGGUUGUAAGAAAUUCAGUAAAUGAACCAUAUGAAUGUGAUGUUAAUUGACAAAGUAUUCAGACCCCUUCCCGUUUUCCACAUUUUGUUACAUUACAGCCUUAUUCUAAAAUCGAUUGAAUAAAAACAUUUCCUCAUGAAUCUACACACAAUACCAUAUAAAAAACAGAAAUACCUUAUUUACAUAAGUAUUCAGAACCUUUGCUAUGAGACACGAAAUUGAGCUCAGGUACAUCAUGACUUGAUUGGAGUCCACCUGUGGUAAAUUCAAUUGAUUGGACAUGAUUUGGAAAGGGGCACAACUGUCUAUAUAAGGUCCCACAGGUGACAGUGCAUGCCAGAGCAAAAACCAAGCCAUGAGGUCGAAGGAAUUGUCCGUAGAUGCACAGAUCUGGGGAAGUGUACCAAAAAAUGCCUUGGUCAGGGAGGUGACUAAGAACCCGAUGUUCACUCUGACAGAGCUACAGAGUUCCUCUGUGGAGAUGGGAGAACCUUCCAGAAGGACAAUCAUCUCUGCAGCACUCCACCAAUCAGGUCUUUAUGGUAGUGGCCAGACGGAAGCCACUCCUCAGUAAAAGACACAUGACAACCUGCUUGGAGUUUGCCAAAAGGCACCUAAAGGACUCUCAGACCAUGAGAAACAAGAUUCUCUAGUCUGAUGAAACCAAGAUUGAACUCUUGGACCUGAAUGCCUAGCGUCACGUCUGGAGGAAACCUGGCACCAUCCCUAAUGUGAAGCAUGGUGGUGGCAGCAUCAUGCUGUGGGGAUGUUUUUCAGCGGCAGGGACUGGGAGACUAGUCAGGAUUGAGGUAAAGAUGAACGGAGUAAAGUACAGAGAGAUCCUUGAUGAAAACCUGCUCCAGAGCGCUCAGGACCUCAGACUGGGGCAAAGGAUCACCUUCCAACAGGACAAGGACCCUAAGCACACAGCCAAGACAACGCAGGAGUCUGAAUGUCCUUGAGUGGCCCAGCCAGAGCCCGGACUUGAACCCGAUCGAACAUCUCUGGAGAGACCUGAAAAUAGCUGUGCAGCGACGCUCCCCAUCCAACCUGACAGAGCUUGAGAGGAUCUGCAGAGAAGAAUGGGAGAAACUCAGGUGUGCCAAGCUUGUAGCGUCAUACCCAAGAAGACUCAAGGCUGUGAUCGCUGCCAAAGGUGCUUUAACAAAGUACUUAGUAAAGGGUCUGAAUACUUAUGUAAGUGUGAUAUUUCAGGUUUUUUGCAACAAAUUCUAAAAACCUGUUUUUGCUUUGUCAUUAUGGGGUAUUGUGUAUAGAUUGACGAGGGAAAACCCCCCAAUUUAAUCCAUUUUAGAAUAAGGCUGUAACAAUGUGGAAAAAGUCAAGGAGUCUGAAUACUUUCCAAAUGCACUGUAUGCUUGAAGACAUCCACUGACUAUUGUCAAUGAUGGGUUGUUUGUUUUUCGUUAAGUGUAAGUGUGUCUCCGACUGCACAUUCCAGUUAGGAAUUUCAUUAUACAAAAUGACUUUAUUUUCGGACCAAAACCAAGUGGAGAAAGCUGUCAAAAUAUGCAGCUUUACAAACCACGCGAAUAAACAUGCCACUACAUUUACUGAUGCUGUUCGGUCCAGAAGAGGAUAAAUGCUCCCUCUGUGCUUAUGAGGAAUUCCAUCAUAUAUUCAAUUAAUGUACGCGUUUUGAGACAUUUUACAUUUACCUGACACUCCUAUCCAGAGCGAUUUACAGGCUCAAUUAGGGUUAAGUGCCUUGCUCAAGGAAACAUCGACAGAUUUUUCACUUAGUCGGCUUGGGGAUUUGAACCAGCAACCUUUCAGUUACUGGCCCAAUGCACUUAACCAUAAUGCACUUAUAGGGAACAAUUAAGAUAAUGAUCAUGGGUUAUAAAACAUGGUUAAGUUAAACAAGAGGACACACUCCAGCUCUGUAAAUAUAGGGAUUGUGUGAUACUAAUGCCUCUGGUUGUGCUCUGCCUCUCCCCCAUAGAUUCCAACACUGAGUGUGCCUACAUACCAGCCAACCACCAGUAUCCCACAGCGCCUGGAAGUCAUACAGAAAUACAUCAGGGACUUGCAGUAUCCUUUGCCUGGAAUGGUAGAAUUGUUUGUCACUAUUGCCAAGCUCUGGACCAAUGAUGACUAGCCCAGCUAGCCUGGAUAAAGAUAUGACUAUGCUAUCACACUAUGCUCUGGGUUGGAAUUCAAGAUAGGUCUCCUGAAACAUGUGUUAGCCAUGCACUGUAUUAUGUAUUGCUUCAUACAUAAUUCAGAGACAUAGGCACAAGCUGAUUCCAUGCAAAUGGAAACUGUGCCACACACAGAUGUACCGAAGAAGAUUAUGGUGGUGACUGACCAGUAAAAUAGUUCAUAAGUACUUCAUACCUGUCUGACUCAGUCUGUUUAGGACAAUAUCAAUGUAUGUCACAACAUCUCAGAAUGUAGGCCAUGUUUAGACUAUCAUCUAUUUUAAGCAUAAACAUUAGUACCUCUCAGCUCAAGAAGCUUAUCCAUAAUGCACAAACGAGGAACUAUGAAUAUCAGAAAGCACUUAACGUGGUUUUAUUCCCCAUGAGAAUAUGUUUAGUGCCCAACCCAGAGGGUCUGUUGUGUUUGAACAGUUUCCAUAUUGUUUCACUCCCUCUGCAUUGUGUGUACUUAACAAUAUCCUACAGGUACAAUCACACGGGAACACAGUUUUUUGAAAUCAAGAAGAGCAGGCCUCUUACUGCGUAAGCACAGUCUCUUCUAUCCCAUUCCUGUUUCCUAACCUUACAUUUUAGGUUAGCUCUUUGAUUUUCCUAAGUGGAUCAUGGCCUUGUAGGGGUAUUGUAAAUGUCAGACGGUGUUAGCGACAUGACUGUUGUCUGCCAGAGAGAAUCUCAGGGUUUGGCGAAAUAGCUUUUCCUGGGGCUGCAGAGAGGCCACCGAGGCAGCAGACAGAGGAAGCAGCUGAGGAUGUUUACCGAUUGCUUUCAUAUUGUGCUGAUCAUGACAGAAGCUGAAGGAACUGGAUAUCUGGAUCAGCUGUAUGUCUGUUGCUCCCAAUGGCUGAGGGACCAGGAACUGUUAUCAUAGCCUAAUAUGAUCUGUUUCCAGGGCAGAAGCUUCUAAUGCAUUUUGCUUGCUCAUCCACUCAGUUUGUGACAUUUAGCACCAGAUUAUUUUAUUUCAGUGUUUCUCAAAAUGCCAGUUUUCUAAGCUUUGAGAUCUUUUUAGGAAUCAAUAGUUUCGCCUAAAGGAGGUAAUCAUUUUCUCUUUGCAUGCCUACACAUUUCCUGUAAUAUGUGCAAAUGUCCUUCAGGCCAUUUAGAAUCCAUUUUUAGAAUUGCUACCUUUAGUGUAGACUAUUUUGUUGCCUUGACUUAGGUUUUAUUCUCAACCUCAUAUUCUGUGUAGGUUGAUGGACAUCGCCAAGGAGAUGAUGCGGGAGUCACUACCAAUCAAGUGUCUGGAGGCAGUGAUCCUUGGAAUGUAUCCUUUCCUUUAAAUAGCUUAUGUAUUCCAUGGGUCACACCGACAGAACGUGGAAAUUGUAAUGAGUUUCUUAUACAACUGUUUUUAGCUGCACAUAAUUUUUUUCUCAGAUUUAUGAAUGGGGUGAUGAUAAAUGAUGACCUGGAAAUGUUGUUUUCCAACUGAGUGUUUAUGGGAUGUUAAAAAGAACCCAGAGUGAUUUAGAUAAGACAAAGCUUUAUGGGAACAACCAGGGCAUCCGUUUAUGUGAUUAGAACUGACUUGUGUGCUUACAGUCCGAGACUACUGUAUGCGACUAAUGUAUUCUUGUUUUAAAAACAGAUCAGUGGAGCUUGAAAACUUUUGUCUAUGUUACCCUGUAAAGGAGCACUCCAGUGGGAGCACACAACCAGGUAAGUUAUAAUAGGGGUUUCCAUUUCCUUGACCUUGCCUGUCCCAGUUACCUCAGCAACAGCAUGCCGGGUGUGGAGCGCUUCCCCCUCAGCUUUAAGACGCAGUUCUCAGGGAACCACUUCUGCCACAUUGUGCUGGGGAUGCACAGCGGUGGCCGCUUCGGGGCGCUGGGCAUCAGCCGGCGGGAGGACCUCAUGUUCAAACCCCUGGAGUUCCGCACGCUGGCUGACCUGGUGCAGGAGUUUGAGGGGGCCUACAGGAGCUACUGGCAUACCCUGAGCAAGGUGAAGAUUGGUCAGUAUGUGUCCCAUGACCCCCACAGUGUGGAACAGAUCGACUGGAAACACUCCAUAAUAGAUGUGGACAAACUGACCAAGGAGGAGCUGCGGAGAGAGCUGGAGAGACACACCCGGGACAUGAGGCUGAAGGUACAGGACCAGAGAUCCCCUGUUAAAGAGUGUAGGAAUGGGAUGUGAUGGGAUGUACAGCACUAGAGCAGGACAUGUGCACACAUCCAGGAAGGAUCCUGGGGACUGAGAUGGAAAAUGUCCACGAACCAAACCAUCUUAGGGAUCCAUGAAACAAACCCGUCAGCUUCCUUAUUAGAGAAUUCUAGUGAUUGCAUUAGAUCCAACCAGUCAUACUUGAGUAAAAGUAAAGAUACCUUAAUAGAAAAUGACUUGAGUACAAGUGAAAGUCACCCGGUAAAAUACUACUUGAGUAAAAGUAUUUGGUUUUAAAUAUACUUAAGUAUAAAAAGUAAAUGUAAUAGCUAAAAUAUACUUAAGUAUCAAAAGUAAAAGUAUAAAUCAUUUCAAAUCCUUAUAUUAUGCAAACCAGACGGCACCAUUUUCUUGUUUUUUAAAUUUACGGAUAGCCAGGGGCACGCUCCAACACUCAGACAUCAUUUACAAACAAAGCAUGUGUUUAGUGAGUCCGCCAGAUCAGAGGCAGUAGGGAUGACCAGAGUGUGUGAAUUAGACCAUUUUCCUGUCCUGCUAAGCAUUCAAAAAGUAACGAGUACUUUUGGGUGUCAGGGAAAAUGUAUGGAGUAAAAAGUAUAUAAUUUUCUUUAGGAAUGUAGUGAAGUAAAAGUUGUCAAAAAUAUAAAUAGUAAAGUACAGAUAUAUAUAUAACUACUUAAGUAGUACUUUCAAGUAUUUUUACUUAAGUACUUUACACCACUGGAUCCAACUGGGACUGAAUUAGUCUGCAGCCUAUCACUGUACCAGCAGUGAAUUUAGAUUAGUGUCAAAUUAAAUUGGAUGUAUGUGAGCUCCAUUAGAUCUGAAUCUACGUGAGGGGGAAGCACAAGCCCUUCUUAAUCACUGAGAUUCUGACUUCUCCUUUUGACCCGUCAUGCAUGAUGACGUGGAGUUGACCUGCCAAUUCAGGAGCUAUCAUCCUCAAAUGAUGACCUCUCAUGGGUUAUCAUCCCAAGCAGUAAUGAAAGGAGCCUUAACGCAGGGCCCUGUGAAUAAUAAAAUGAAUGUGAUGGCAUUUCUCUGCUCCGUUGUGCGUCAAGCAUGGCUGCCUCAAUCAAUCAAUGGCUGAUCUUUUAUAGAGAGGGCUCUCACCCAAUGGCCGCACUCACAAUCACAUUAAAGAUUUUGAGUAUUUUACCACCAUCACCAUCAACACUGUGCCUCCUUUAGCACAUUAGGGCCUCGCAUCGAGGUUCUCACCUUAGUGCUACUCUAAGUAAUAGAAAGCUGAUGAUCGGAGUGUGUGUGUAUCUAUGCGCAUGUUUGCUACAGUUUCCUUCCUCUGCAUAAAUGAUGUGCUGAAUUUUAAAAGACAUAAACAUUUAGUAAUUGGAGAACUGCACUUCUCCUUAGUCUACACAGUGGAUAUGACCAGAACUCAACUUGUAAGCAUUUGUACCUCUCAUUUGUGUUUCCGCUUGUUGUUACUGUGAGGUAAACAGAACUGUGUGAUUGUCUUUCAGAUUGGGAAGGCAGCGCCCCCUUCACCCACCAAAGACAGGAAGAGUAACAUGGGCUCGCCCCUCCGUAACCCAGGCAGCCCCAUGCGCAGGAACAGCCGCAUCGAGAGACGGUAAUGCUGAUUGUGCACUAUAGUCAGAUAUCAGGAGCUGCUUAGUCUCACUAUAGUCUCUCUGACAGCACAGUAAAUACUAAUUAGGUCAGUAAACAAGGUGCUAGCUGUAGUGGAGAUGGCCCUGCACUGAUCUGAACAAGCACUAGAGGCUAUAUGUCCUAUGAUGGCGUAGUCCAAGAGGAAUCGCUGAACAGUAAUCUCUCAGUUUUAAUCUGUGUCAUGAGAAAUCAUAUUUUAAUUUUUUUGGGGUUUACAGUCCAUCUGGAGAGAAGAAAGUUCUUGAUCCGAAGCCACCUCCGGACAUGAAUGGAUAUCAGAUUCGA